CCUGACGUUGGUCCUAGAGGUUCAGCCGCAGAGAGAUGGGUCCUUGGCGCUAUUUGAUUGGCCUGUGCUGUUUCCUACAGGCGCCUCUGGCCGGAGCAGACAUGCCGUUGCUGGCCAACUCGGAUUUCUUUAGCCUCAAUCCCACCCAGACUACGAUUGCGCUGGAGCAGCCGAUCUGCAUGUUUAAAUCGGCCGUUAACGUCUAUCUAAUCGGGAUCGUGGCAGGUGCCCCAAACACCCCGCUUUAUGACGGCAAUAAGAAGGUUAAUGCCUCAACCUACAGCGGAACCCAGGGGGGCAAGACGGGACCCUAUAUCGUGGCCAAACUUCCCAACCAACAAUGUAUCAACAUACAGGCCCUGAGCAAUAUGGCCGACCCCACGCAGGUGCAGUCCAUCCUUAGCAAAUACGUCGUGAGAGUGGGGGCCGACGUGACCUGCUUAACCAAUCCCAACUUUGUGGGGUACUGCAACGCCCCCCUGCAGGGGAACACUCAAUACAGUUUCAAGUAUCUGUUUACAGACAGUGGGGAUAUUGUGCAGUCCGAGACCAGCUGGUCCCUGGGCAUCACUACCGUCAAUGGCAAAGCUUCUAGUACCAUAGACACCUGGCCGGGCAGGAGGAGUGGUGGCAUGAUUGUCCUGACCUCCAUUCUCAGCACUCUGAUGUUCUUCGUUUUCAUUGCCUACGUCAUUGGCUUUGCUUACUCCAUAGCGAACGGAUCUCCUGCCAAGGAGGUGAGCAGACACGAUACCCAGACCACUGCCGUCCUACAGAAAGCUCAGGAACCCGGAGAGGUCACGUAUUCCUCAGCACUUACCGGCUCGGAGCGCUAUGCGCCUACCCAACAGGCCUGAGCUGCUGUUCCUAAUCGGUUCUAAUGGAAAUAGCUGAGGUCUUGAUCAUUUAACGGGCCAAUGAGGUUAGGGCAGAUCGUAGGAACGUUGCGCAUCCCAUGAUGCUCCAUAGACUGUGUAGGAACAUCGGCCAAUCCCACAAUCGUUCACAAUCAGUCUAAACCCCCAAGCUGUGAUUAUUUUUGUUUGCUUUUUUUAAUUGUAUAGAAUAACAUUUUAUUCGACGCAUUUAUAUCGAUAAUAAAAGGCGCAUUUUGGAACACGUGUUGAGCUUCUAUGGAAAUCCAUUGGGGGUUCCUACAGUUGGACUGUUUGUGCCGUUUGCACGGAUAUGGCUUUGUAUGGGGAAACUUUCCAAAUAAAUAUUUGUUGUUGUUUUUUGUAACACACAGAAA
Molecule: messenger RNA, 1252 nt
Organism: Xenopus tropicalis (tropical clawed frog)
Lineage: Eukaryota; Metazoa; Chordata; Amphibia; Anura; Pipidae
Gene: upk3a
Product: uroplakin 3A
Exons: 6
Coding region: 36-857 (273 amino acids)
Source: RefSeq, marked provisional